Molecule: messenger RNA, 1463 nt
Organism: Maniola jurtina (meadow brown)
Lineage: Eukaryota; Metazoa; Arthropoda; Insecta; Lepidoptera; Nymphalidae
Exons: 9
Coding region: 173-1408 (411 amino acids)
Biological process (GO): glutathione metabolic process
Molecular function (GO): glutathione transferase activity
Source: RefSeq, a predicted model, not a curated record
ACGAUUGUUGCACUGUAGCUAUCAUUUUACCAUAACCGAGCCCCGGUAACCGGUUGCCAGUGCCUUGUUGAAUUGUAAACUAGUAAUUUGUUAUUCUCAACGCGGAGGCCACGUCAGUUCACUACGCUUCGCGUCUGUGAGAUUAUAAAUCGAUUUUCCUAGAAAAAGAAAAAUGCCGAAAGUGACAGUCUACUACUUUCCCCUGAAAGCCCUCGGCGAAGGCAUCCGUCUCCUGCUGGCGUACGGCGGGGAGGAGUUCGAAGACCGAAGAGUCACCAAGGAGGAAUGGCCCGCAAUAAAGCCGACGAUGCCGUUCGGUCAGAUGCCGGUCCUGGAGGUGGACGGCAAGAAGUACGCUCAGAGUCUUGCCAUCGUGCGCUACCUCGGCCGCAAGCACGGGCUCGGCGGCAAGAACAUCGAGGAGGACUUCGAGAUCGACCAGAACAUCGAGUUCUGGAACGACAUCCGCAUCAAAGCAGCAUCAGUGUCCUAUGAGCAGGAUGAGAAAGUAAAAGCAGCGAAGCAGGCGGAUCUGGAAAAGAACUUCUACCCGGUCGCGCUGAAGAAGUUGGACGACAUCAUCGCCAAGAACAACGGGCACAUGGCCCUUGGCAAGUUAACCUGGGCAGACUUCCUAUUCGCUGGCAUGUACGACUGUCUCAAGAAGCUUCUUCAAAUGCCCGACCUUGAUGAGAAGUACCCGAGAUUCAAGAAGUUAGAACAGACCGUGUAUACCAUCCCCAAAGUGAAGGCGUAUGCUGACAAGGCGCCGAAGUGUGAUUACUACAGAAAAAUGCCGAAGGUCAUAGUCUACUACUUUCCUCUGAAGGCAGUUGGUGAACCCAUCCGACUCCUGCUGGCGUACGGUGGCGAGGAGUUCGAAGACCGAAGAGUUACCCAGGACGAAUGGCCAAGUGUCAAACCUACGAUGCCGUUCGGUCAGAUGCCCGUGAUGGAGGUGGACGGCAAGAAGUACGCCCAGAGUAUUCCCAUAGUGCGCUACCUCGGCCGCAAGCAUGGACUCGGCGGCGGCAACAUUGAGGAAGACUUCGAGAUCGAUCAGAACGUGGAGUUUUGGAACGAUAUCCGCUCAAAAGGAGCAGCGGUGUUCCACGAGGAAGAUGAGAAGGCGGCAGCGCGGAUGCAGGCGGAUUUGGAGAAGAACUACUACCCAGCCGCGCUCAAGAAGCUGGACGAAAUUAUCGCCAAGAACAAUGGAUAUAUGGCUCUUGGCAAGUUAACCUGGGCAGACUUCCUAUUCGCGGGCAUGUACGAAUGUAUAAAGAAGAUUCUUCACAUGCCAGAUCUCGACGAGAAGUAUCCAAGAUUCAAGCAGUUAGAACAGACCGUGUACGCUAUCCCCAAAGUAAAAGCCUUCUCUGAUAAGGCACCUAAGAGUGAAUUCUGAACAAUGUCACAAUUAUUUUGUUAAAACCUGAUUUACACUUUGUGAAGUGUGCUUG